Nicotiana tabacum (common tobacco) is the source of this 2828-nucleotide messenger RNA. RefSeq names its product rhodanese-like domain-containing protein 8, chloroplastic. The record is from RefSeq and is a predicted model, not a curated record. Lineage: Eukaryota; Viridiplantae; Streptophyta; Magnoliopsida; Solanales; Solanaceae.
CAUUCUUUUGGACCGACUAAAAAGGAAAUAAUGUCAUAUAAAAUUAUUGGGAUAGAGAGAGUACUUUUUUUAGCUCAUUAGCUGAAUUGUGUGCACCGUAUCAUUUAAAAGUUUAAACUAUUAAAGAGGGACAAUUCAUUUUAGGUCUACAACAAGCACUUGCGAGUCUUAUUCUUUUUACAUUUUUAACAAAAAUUGCCAACUUCCUCGACUACUCCAUAUACCUGCUAUCUCCCACCAAUAUAGGUACAAGGUUACUCUCUCUCCAAGUCCUAGAACUGCUAGGCUACACCCUUUAAGUACGAGUCUAAUUCUUUUUAUUUAUUGGGCACAUAAUAUUUUUGUUCAUGGGUGGUGAGACUUGAACCUAGGACCUAGUCUGCUAUAAUACCAUAUUGAGUUGUUUCAACCGACUCGUAAUAACACCUAAAAUAAAUGAAGAGGAACACUUUUACUCAUUUAUUUUAGAGCUGCAACAUAGUGAAAUAACUUAAUAAUUAAACUGGCAGAAACACAGAAUAUUUGGUGCCCAACAAGGGGAGUAGGUUGCUCUAUAUUAUACCUAAUGCGUCUGCAUUAUACCAUGCACAAUGCUCAGUCUCCCCGUGAGUUCCAGCUGCCAACACAUAAGAACAGAAUAAAUAGUUGACAACCUUAUGGGUGAUAUACUUUGAACAGUUAUCUAGUGUAACAUAUGUUAUUAGACUUCUCCUCGAGUUUUCACUCAUCUCUUGAGUUGGUUUUGACAUAUCAAUUGCAUUUAUAUGUAUGGUUGUAUGAACUACAGAAUGGGCAAAAAUAUCUAGUCUUGGAAUGUUUCAAGCAUUCUCGAACAACAAGAGGUUUUUAGUGCUAACAAUUAACAUCACCUGGAUUGGAAAGUAGUCCAACUCUCCUGACUUUUCUAAGAUAUGCUUUUCAUUUUAUUUGGUUUGAAUUCUAUAAUACUGGUGAAAGAGGAUAGAGUUGGUGUUCAUUUAAGAUGUCAUCCAAUUUUGGUGGAGGACAUAGUUAUAGUUUCAUUCACCUUGAGGAAGAGGAAGAUUUUGACUUAACUUUGCAUGUUAUAUUUUUAUUUUAAAUAUUUGAUGUUUUGAAUCUAGAUCUUGCCAUAUGUAUUCCAAAACAAGGAUUACAGUUAUUUUCUCUAACCCGGAGAAGCAGUUUAAAGGAUCAUGGAUUAUGCUGCAUACAGAGUUUAUCAAUUAUUACUGGCUUGGAUUUCAAGCUCUGUGGUGGUUGAAGGCAACUUGCUCUUUUCAAUUGAGAUCAUUUUACUUCAGAUCAUGUAUUUUAUAAAAACUCCUUGGCUCCAAAACGUUGAUAGCUUUUUGGGACGAGAUGUACAUGGCCGCAUAUACUUAAACCAACAGGGAAUUAAUGCACAGUACAGUGGACCAAAAAAGGAUGCUCUUGCUUAUGUUAGUUGGGUGAGGGAAGACCUCAGAUUUUCUGAUGUACUGGUCCAGAUCUCGCCAGCAUCAAACGGGCAUACCUUUCCAAGAUUGAAGUUGCGUUAUAAGCCCUCUCUUGUACAGUUGGAAGGAGGGAUUUCUCACCUUCCUUUGCUUGAUCCAUCUAUGAGAGCGGAACCUUUGGCACCAUCUGAAUGGAGGAAUAGAUUGGAAGCUGUAAAUAACACUAAUAGUUCAUCACAUGAAAACAUCAAUCCCAGUUGUAUACUUCUUGAUGUGAGAAAUGGUUAUGAAUGGGAUGUUGGGCAUUUUCAAGGCGCUCAGCGACCGGAUGUUGAUUGUUUUCGGUCCACUUCAUUUGGGCAAUCUGACUCAGAGGUGAUUGCUUCAGAUCCUUUAGCAGCUGUUGAUAAGGAGAGAACUGAUAUAUUGAUGUACUGCACUGGAGGUAUCCGCUGUGAUGUAUAUUCUGCUAUACUACGAAAGCAAGGUUUUAAACGAUUGUACACCUUGAAGGGGGGUGUUUCUCAUUAUCUUGAGAGAGAAGGUUCUGUAGGUUGGGUUGGAAAUCUAUUUGUAUUUGAUGCCCGUCUUUCUCUGCCGCCUUCUACUUACAAGCCUGAAGUGGGGAUCGAAGCAAGCACAAAGCUAAAAGGCUCCCUGGAUAACUCGUUUGCCAAAUGCUACAUCUGUGGUUCACAAGUCUGUGAGCUGAGGCACCGCAAUUGUGCAAACCUUGACUGCAACUUACUUUUCCUAUGCUGCGCAGGCUGCGUGAAAGAUCUAAGGGGAUGCUGCUGUUCUCAAUGCACAUCUGCACGUCGACUUAGGCCGGUGCUGACAGGUAACCAGAGAUACCAAAAAUGGCAUAAUUAUCGAGAUUUCGAGUUGCAAAGCCGGUGACAUCUUGAUCUGUUGGAAGUUGAAAAUGUAGAUCUCCAAUUAUUGGGGAGACCGAAUGGAAAAUUAAGAGAGAAAACUGACCUCUAUUCUCUACAUACUCCAAAAUUCAGGUUCCAAAAAGACUAGUUUCUCUUUUAUUGGUUUAGUCUAAUUUUAUUUAAUGCGGGAGGAAUGUCCAUCAGUCACAAAAUUAGGUUGUUAAGUACCCCUAUUAGGUGAAAAUAUUAGGCAUAUAUAAUCUUGGAAGAACGUUGUCUUUUACUGAUAAUUAGAUAUUAUUGAAGGCUGAAUUUAAUUGGGAAGUAUCACUUUGUGUACUUAGGUUAUUAGUAUUUUUUAAGACAUAAUCAAACAUCCAUAUGCUGAUUUUGUAUACGAUUAAAAUCGGGCCUACCCGAUUUUACUAUUUGACCGAGACCGGGAGUUUGCAUUGGAGGAUGGCCUCGUAACGGAAUAGGCCAUAUCACGAGGAUAAGGUACCGAGUUUAGAACCGAGGUACCUGUCAAGAU